AUGGCGGUCAAGAAAUACAAAAAAACUACACCUUUGGUGAUAGUGGAUAUAAUUAUCAAUUGGAGAUUAGGAGAGGAUUCAAACUCGGACUUGGAUUCAGUUGACGAAGAACUGAGAGUAGUCAAGGCUGAAGCUUCGACCAAAACACCUCUAAAACAAGAUAAUAUUGCGCCAGAAGAAGUCGUGGUCUCGUGGAGUUAUAAAGGAUUAUCGUGUGACCAAAAAGAUAGAGUACGUGUGAUACCAAGUGCCCAGCCGAGGAAUCCGAAGGAUAGAGGCUUUGUACACGUUGAGCAAAAAACAAGAUCUAGGUGGUUGUGA
Rhizophagus irregularis DAOM 181602=DAOM 197198 is the source of this 321-nucleotide messenger RNA. RefSeq lists its product as uncharacterized. The record is from RefSeq and is a predicted model, not a curated record. Lineage: Eukaryota; Fungi; Glomeromycota; Glomeromycetes; Glomerales; Glomeraceae.